UUUUCGUGUUUCUCACUACCCCUUCUUCCUCUUCUUCUGGUUCGAGAGGUUGAGCCUACUUCGUCCACAACAACGUGAACAUAUCCCCAGAAUGCCCCUUUGCUUCCAUUAAAUUUUCAAGCUAUACCAUACGCCCCUAGUCGCCGCAAAAUGGUGGAACCAGUGAUACUCGACGGCGAUCUCGACGGGUCCGAGGAACUCCUCCUCCGGCCAACGCCCAAAAAUGGCGACCGCUCGUGGCGGCUGAACUUCGACGGUUUUCAGUUGUCGGAGCACAAGGAGAAAAAGCCGCCUCGUAGCCUCCAUGACUGUCUUGGAGUUUUGGCUCCUGGUCCAGAAGAUGAUGUGGCUGAGUAUUAUCAGCAGCAGGUAGAAAUGCUGGAGGGCUUUAAUGAAAUGGACGCCUUGGCAGAGCAUGGAUAUAUUCCUCGAAUGACAGAGGAGGAAAGGGAAAAGUUGGCUCGAAGUGAGACAACUGCCAUUAGAAUAUCAAAUAUUGCAAACAUGAUUCUUUUUGCUGCUAAGGUUUAUGCAUCCGUCACGAGUGGUUCGUUGGCCAUCAUUGCCUCUACACUGGACUCACUUCUUGAUCUUCUUUCUGGCUUCAUUCUGUGGUUUACUGCAUUUUCCAUGCAAACACCGAACCCAUAUCAGUACCCCAUUGGAAAGAAACGUAUGCAGCCAUUGGGAAUCCUUGUUUUUGCUUCUGUUAUGGCAACUCUGGGACUGCAGAUAAUCUUGGAGUCGGUACGCACACUAUCAUCUGAUGAAGCUGAAUUUGAUUUGACCAGAGAGCAAGAGCAAUGGGUAGUUGGCAUUAUGCUCUCGGUGACAUUGACAAAACUCAUUCUUGCUGUUUAUUGCCGCUCUUUCACUAACGAGAUUGUCAAAGCAUACGCCCAGGAUCACUUUUUUGAUGUUAUAACCAACAUCAUUGGCCUCAUUGCUGUACUCCUUGCCAAUUAUAUCAGCGAUUGGAUGGACCCAGUUGGAGCUAUCAUUCUGGCCUUGUACACCAUCCGCACAUGGACGUUAACUGUGUUAGAAAAUGUAAACUCCCUGGUUGGUAGAACAGCUGCACCAGAAUAUCUGCAGAAACUCACAUACCUCUGCUGGAACCACCACAAGGCCAUAAGGCACAUUGACACAGUCCGAGCCUACACGUUUGGGUCACACUACUUCGUUGAGGUUGACAUUGUCCUGCCUGCAAACAUGCCACUGCAAGAGGCUCAUGACAUUGGGGAAUCCUUGCAGGUGAAGCUCGAGCUCCUACCUGAGAUCGAGCGUGCCUUUGUCCAUCUUGAUUAUGAGUACAGUCACAAGCCCGAGCAUGCACAAACAUCCUCGUAGCUGGGAAGUCUCCGUGUUUCAUUCCUGUCAUUUUUCUCACGUUCCCACCCUAAAAUUCUUCUGAAUGGCCAGCAGAAUUAAUCGGCGUGGGGACAUAUGAUUAGCAAGGGUCAUAUGCAAAUGCGUCUGUAUGUAUCGAAUAUAUGCAGAAGAUACAUUCCACAUGGUGCUGACCAACAGAUUAGUACGUUAAUGGUGUUGUGUGCUUUACUUUGUCAAA
Messenger RNA from Vitis riparia (riverbank grape), 1570 nucleotides. Its product is annotated as metal tolerance protein 11. Lineage: Eukaryota; Viridiplantae; Streptophyta; Magnoliopsida; Vitales; Vitaceae. The record is from RefSeq and is a predicted model, not a curated record. Gene Ontology annotation, biological process: monoatomic cation transport; transmembrane transport. Gene Ontology annotation, molecular function: manganese:proton antiporter activity. The transcript has 6 exons. Bases 151 to 1350 code for a protein of 399 amino acids. Gene Ontology annotation, cellular component: membrane.